Chilo suppressalis (striped riceborer) is the source of this 1665-nucleotide messenger RNA. The record is from the annotation of a GenBank genome assembly. Lineage: Eukaryota; Metazoa; Arthropoda; Insecta; Lepidoptera; Crambidae.
GCGGGCGCACGUCGACAGUUAACGGGAAAACCUUUUCAGUUUGCCGCCAACACGAGCGAACAGUUUGAAAAGUUUAAACGCAGACUUGAAAAACGAAAAAAACAAAAAAGUGACAAAUUAGGAAUAAAAAAGAAUAAAUACUUUUAUUGAGUAAUGUUUGCUCCUCGAAAUUGAGGCACAAUGAAUUGCCGCGCCAAUUUAAUCAUAAUUGGAGUUAUUUUCCGAAUAACAACCGUAUCACCGAUAACCGAAAUAGACUCCGAUGAAGCAGUGCUGCACUUGAUCGGUGAGCCAGAUUUUCGCGACGUCCGUCUUCGUUGGGAGUAUGGGAAGAUUGACGACGACAAGAGUCUGACGCUGUUGGCGUUUCAAGUACACUAUUGUGAGCUACAGGCAUGGGGGCAAUAUCGCUGUAGGACAAAGGUGAUUGACGAUUUGGAGGUGGAUAAGUUUGAGCCGACUAGUACGGCGGCGCCAGUGGUGGCGCAGCCGACUGUUUCUCGCCGCUCACGCACUUACAGCGCGCGCAUCACCGGCCUGCGCAUGGCCACUACCUACUCCUUUGAAGUACGCCCUGUGCGUAGAGACGCUCGCGACCUCGCAGACCCACAGUCCAUCGGAUCGAAAAUCAUCAUAGUGCCGACCAAGGGAUUUUCGGCUCGCGCUACACAAUGUUUGCCGCACGCCAGCGAAGUGGAAGUUUCCACGGGGCCCCAUUUCGGCGGGCGGAUAGCCGUCGAGGCGGCGGACGGCGGGCCCGAGCGUUGUUCGCUGCAGGGCAAUCCCAAUAGCGCGCAGGACGCGUAUAUUCUGCGCAUACACCACCAGGAGUGCGGCUCCGAGGUCAACGACACCACCGUCGCCACAUACGUCAUCGUGCAGGAGAACCUGCCCAUACUCACGCAUAGCACUCGCCGGUUUUUGGUGCUCUGCACUUACAAACCCGAGACGCUGACUGUGAGGGCGGGCAUCAACCUGCCUAAAGCCAACCCAGGCGACGUCCUUCACCAUAUGCGGCCUGUUGGUUCCGUGGAGCCCUACGACAACCAAGACCUAGACUACAACGAACUGCAGCCGGCCAGGUUGGAGGCGCGCAAAGAGGAAACCCAGCAAAGUGUUUUUGGCGAAAUAAUGUUGGUGAUGUUCUUGGUAGUCGCCGCAUUCGGCGGCAUUGCCCUACUGAUCUGGAAGAUGGUCCCGCAAGCGGAUAAAGACAAUAUCUCUAUAGCGACCAUGUCCUCUCUGUCUCGUAGCAGCAUAUUCAGUCGGCGAAACAGAGACAGAUUCUCUGACCAAAGCUCCGUCUAUUCCAUAACUUUGUCUGAGAAGGAUGACCCUAUUAAGAAACCGAACGAGGGCGAUAACACUUCGGAAGCGUGAAUGUGCGUUAGACUAGCGAAGUAUUUUAAUGCUACGGUUUUACCUAGGUGCACACAAUAAUGCACAUGUGGUCACGUGGAUUAAAUAAAAUCCGAUGUCUUUUGACAAUUGGCGAUAGCUGACAGUUUUACAGCUUAUUAAAAAAGAGGUACAUAUUCACCAGUGGUGUGCACAUAGCUUCCCGCCAAAGGGUGUUAGACCGCUAGCUUUAUGAAAGCUAAAGAUAAAUUGUACUUUAAGUCAAGAAAUACUCUAAAAUUUAAGGAGACAAAAACAUCAGAAUUG